AUGGAGCCGAUCUCCGCCGCCGAUAAGUCGGCGCCGACAUCGGCCGACUUUCCCCUUCGGGUGCAAAUGGGUCGCGGUCUCAGCUUCACCUUAGAGUGGAACGACUACGCCGUCCUUCGCGACCAAAAGAAAGAGUUCACCGAGAGAUGCUUUGGACUCGCCAUCAGGUUCGCUUGGUUUGACAUUGGGCGGGACGACCUGCGGUUGUGGGUGCUCGGGAUCGGCCCGCUUCGAUCGGCCAUGAAAGCCGCCGACCAUUCUUGCUUUGCUAAGGCUUUCGACGCCGACAUCGCCGCUAUCCCGCUGAAAUCGACCGGCGGCCCGCUUCCAGGGUCACACUGCAGCGUCAUAGCCAUCCUCUACCCAGGAGAUGUGCUGAAGGCUGAGGGACAGGUCUGCAGGACAUCGAUCCGGCACAUCGACCCGCACACCGGAAAAGGGAAGCACCGCGACGAGGCCGUCCGCGUCCUGAAGCUAUUCCGCACGGCUGCCCUGGCCGAGCUGGGGCGUCCCGGUAGGAAGUGGGACGGGGCGCCGCCAUCACAAGCAGUGGUGGAGGAAAGGCUUGCCGACUGCGACGACCCUAUCCGCGACAAAGUGCCGGGCACAGUGUCGGACGGGCAUGUCGGCACCGGCAUGCUUGCCGCGACGUCGUUCGGGUGGGUGGCCAAGCAGAUCGGCCUGCUGACGGGCGACAAGGCUCGGAGCGCUGUGAGCAUCGAGAACAUCAAGGUCGCGGGUUUGAGGUCGCUCCGUGAUAGCAUGGUCGAUUACAUCUGCCAUCGUGUCGCCGAAAACCGGAUAGCGGCGCCGACUUCAGGCGCCGACGGACCCGCCGAGGGUGCGAUUGAUGACGACGGCGCGGAAAGUCAGACGGCGCCCCAAGCAGCAGCUGCCGCCCAGCGCCAGGAGGACUUGCCGGUGUCCGCGGAAGGAGGAACCGGUGGAGGACUAGGCGACGAUGCGGCAGGCGCAGGGAGGAAGGAAGAGGAGUUGACGGACUCUGGCUCAGAGUCGGAGUCGGAGGGGGAGGAGGAGGACGAAGGGGAGAAGGAGAAUGAGGACGAGGAGGAUGACGAGGGCAAGGACGAGAACGAUGAGGUGGUGGAGGUGGUGGCCGGGAAGGAUGAGGCGGCGCACGAGGAAGGGGUGGAGGAGGAGGUGGAGUACGAGCUGGAGUACGCAGACGGCACGGUUGAGGCGGUGGGGUCGGCGGACGAGAAGAACGAGGAAGCGGAGGAUGGCGAUGCGGGUAAUGCUACGGGGUCGGCAGGUGAGGGGAAGGAAAAGGAUGAGGUCGGCGUGGAGGCAACGACGGAAACGGGCCAGGAGGAGGCGGCAUGCGAAGGUGCGAAGGUGUCGGACGACGUCGAUGAGCUGCGACGGGAGAACUUGCUGUUGAGGGCGGAGAACGCUCGGCUGCAGGGUUUGCUCGAUGCGGAACGGGCUCGGCUGGACGCGUUUUUUGUUGGGCUACGUGGACUCGUCGACCACCUGAAGGAGUUGGCCGAGCAGGUCGACGACACCGAGAAGUAUGCGGCGGAACAGCUGCGAAACGCGGCGGAGGCCAUGUCGCAGACCAUCACGGGCAACAUCACCGGCAGCUUCGACGAGGCGUGGAAGACGAUGAAGACCUUCGCGGAACAGGCGUCGGCGUGGCUGGAGGACUUCGACAACCCGGAGGGAAAUGUGGCGUAUCAACGCGCCUUAGCGGUCACCACCUUGGCCGACCACGUCGACAAGGUGGUGGGCGAUGCGCAGGAGGAUUUGCGGGAGCACAUCACGAGCCAGUUGUCCGCCGCAGCUGUCAACAUCGCCACAGCUGUGACCGGCAGGCUCCCCGUGCAGCCGCCGCCACCGCCUCAGCCCACGCCGCCCGCCCUCCCGGAAGAGCUCUUGAAGUCGUUCAAGGCCGACAUCAUGAAGACGGUGACGGAGGCCACCGAGCAGUCGUUCGUUGCGUCCGGGAUGAAGAUGUUGACCGAGAUGAUCGGCACGGUGGCGCCUGGUCGACGUGGGUCGUCGCCUUCGGCCAAUGACGCCGACGCCGCGCAACAGAGGGCGGCCGACAAGCAAGGCCUGAAGAGGUCGGGCGACGGUGACGACAAGGAGAGCUCGAAGCGGAGCAAGGGAUCGGACGGGAGCCGCGUCACGAAGCCUCCUGCGCGGAGCGUGGUCGACAUGCUGAAGGCGAAGGGGUGGAAGGUGAGGGGAGGGUCGACCAGCAAGGGAAGCGGAAGCGGGGGGGCGGACGGGAGACCUGCCGACGGGAUCGCGGCUAACGUCGAUGCACCGCCUGGCCCGCCUUUGGACGCCGAGCAGACCCAUCCUCAGGCGAGCGGUGGGAAGGACGCGGCCCCCACUGCCCAGGCGGCGAAAGUCGGAGGCGCCGGAACCACCCAGGGGCCGUCUGACGCGGUGCCGGCCAAGGGCAAGGCGAUGUCUGCGUCUGCUACGGUCGCCGGAACCGGCACGGCGAAGGCUGCCUCUGCUUCAGUCCCCGGAACCGGCAAGUCGAAGGCUGCUUCUGCUACGGUCGCCGGAACCACCAAGUCGACACCAUGUAACCCGCCUGCGGCAACCACCGGGCCCGCCGGCCAGUCAGGUGCGGGGAAGCAUGGGGAGGCCCGUGCGGCCCCUCCAGCUCCAGCAGCCCCUACUGCCGCCAAGGUCGACGCGAAGGCUGCUUCGGCACAGGGGCCACCCGGGAGUAACGCGCUUAGGGUGUUGCUCCACCGCAUGGAGUCCCACCGCCCGGGCGCGCAGCAGCAUCCUGUGGUCGACGCCGGCCUCGCAGAAAUAGCACGUCGCUCCGUCACUCCGCACGUUGCCGGCAAACCGUCCGAUGCCCAAUCUGCCGCGCGGCCGGUCGCCGCCCCACCGCCUGCGGACCCCAAGUCCGCGUUUCUUCGCGCCCAUAUAGGCGCACGCAAAGCGGCAGCUCCACCAGUCACUCAGCCGGAACCCGGCACAAGCGCGACGCCGACGGCUGUAAAUGCGACCGCACCCUCCCCAGGAGCAGCUGUGGUCGAUCUGGCGGCGGAGAGGGGAGUCAGUGCAGCGCUAGCCACCGGCGGCCGCGCCGACAGGCAUGCCGCCCUCGAAUCCGUCCUGGCCCAGUUUGAGGCAGCAAAACGGCCCGAGCAUGCCCCGGCACUGGCCAUCGUGGACACGGCGCAUGCGGAGCCGUCGGCGACCAACACAGGGGGUUCGGCGGAGCCGACGGCCGCAACGGGUGUUGUCGCCGAGGGAAAUGCGGGACGGAAGGGUAAGGACGACACCGGGAAAGGGAAGGCGGUGUCGGCGGGGAAGGAGAUGGCGGAAGACAAAGGGAAGAAGCCGGCACGGAAGACGGGCGGCAAGGGUAAGUCGGCAAAGAAGAAGGAGGAGGAGAAGGAGGAGGAGGAGGAGGAGGAGGAGGAGGAGGAGGAGGAGGUGGGGGAGGGGGAAGAGCAUGGACGCCGGGGUCAUGGCAUCCGCCGAGACAGGUCUGGCGACGGGCAGGGGUGGGUGGGCGAGAUGAAGUUCAAGAACCAGAAUCGGUACAUCGGCAAGUCCCGCGACAAGAUGGAGCUGGCCUACGAGCACGCGAUUGCGUACUUCGUCUACGACGGCUACGUGAGCAAGGUGCUCAUGAAGGAGCUCACCGCCUUGAAGCCGGGAGAGUUGGAUGAAUGGAAGGCGGUGUGGGAGGAGGUCAAAAUCCUGCCGACCGGGAUGUGGACGGUGAUGUGGGCCAGAGGCUUGUGCCAUCCGAGAGCAAGGUUCGACGACAUACUCGGCAGGUUCCGUGGGUACGCAGGUUCGGGUGAUGCGCUUCAUGGCGUGCUCUGGCCGGCGAUGUGGUUCCCCAUCAUCGAGGACACGGAGGAAGGCAGGGCGGAGACAAAUGCCAACAUGUCGGCGAUGGUGAAUCGCGUGUCGAUGUGCGCGGCGUAUGGAAAGGUCGCGGCGAGAGUCGCGUAUGGGAAGGUCGACGGGAGCGCGGAGGCGACCGCGGGAGAGACGACGGAUAUGGAAGGCGCGGACAGGAAGGCGGACGAGAAGGUGCAGAUGGGGGCCCAGGCGUUAGCGGCCUCUGCAUGCGCCCUCUGGUGCUACAUGUCGACGCCGGCGUCGGUGCUCGGUGCUGUGGGCGAAGGUAAGGCGGCCGCGAUUCUGGCAGGUGCGGGGAAGGAGAGGGGCGAGCACUUCGCGAUGGUCAUGCACGUGGUUAUCGAACACGCACGCACUCGGCAGGCUCCCGCGGGGGAGGUUGCACAUAACGUCGCGCCAGAGCUGCAGCGCUAUGGAGUGGCCAGGGCCUUCGAGGCGGGCAUUGAGGAAGACGAGGCCGACAUGAUCGCAAGAGCGACGGUCGAGACCUUGGCGUUCUGGGGAAUGUGCCCCCUCGACGGGCCCAAGCUCAAAGCGGAGGGCAUCGAUGUGCCGUGUGACGCGAAGAUGGAGUACGACUUGGAUCACAGGGGGAGGAAGGGGGAGAAGGUCAAGCAGGCCAAGGGCAGCAAGAGGAAGAGGUAG
Molecule: messenger RNA, 4521 nt
Organism: Closterium sp. Yama58-4
Lineage: Eukaryota; Viridiplantae; Streptophyta; Zygnematophyceae; Desmidiales; Closteriaceae
Source: the annotation of a GenBank genome assembly